AUGAUGGCAUCAUCUGUGUUUUAUCAGAGGGCGACGGCCUUCUGUGCAAGCCGAGCUUCGUCUGCAAUCUUCCAUACGGCAUCUCGAGUGAUUGGCAACACCUCAUCUUCCUUUGCUGAAGUCGGCGGCUACCCACAGGGGUUCCCACAGCAGCAGCAGCAAAUUCGAUUCAAGAUGACCAAAGCAAAGAGGAAAAGAGGGAUUCGAUGGCGUAAACGACAGGCUUUGGUUGAGAAGGGCAAGGAACUCCAAAAGCCGCCAGGCUACAUGCCAAUUGACACUCCUGUGGAAGAUUUUGUCCCUCGUGAAGUCAUGGAAGAAGAGAUUCGAUUGGCAGACGAACGAGACAAGAAAGAAUUGGAAGAAAGAAGAGCCCUGUUGAUGCAGGAGACGCCAUUGCGUCAUUUCAUGACGGGGAUGGCCAUGAGUGAACGCGUUCAAAAGUUGUUUGAUAUGGCCAAUGGCAACCAACAGGAGGUUGUGGCAUAUCAGAAGAGAAGUGGAAUGAAGCUCUUUGAGAUGCGAGAAGGUGACACUGGAUCUACAGCAGUGCAAAUUGUUGCAUUGACUUCCCGCAUUCAACAACUCCAGACUCACAUGCGAGCCCACCACAAAGACAAAUCCACUAAACGUGGCUUGCUUGUACUCACUGUGCGAAGGCGAAAGCUCUUGGAUUAUCUUGAAAGAAAAGAGUUUGAUAUGUACAGGCGAGUUGUGAAGAGCUUGGGAUUGGCCCGGAAGUAA
Molecule: messenger RNA, 744 nt
Organism: Seminavis robusta
Lineage: Eukaryota; Bacillariophyta; Bacillariophyceae; Naviculales; Naviculaceae
Source: the annotation of a GenBank genome assembly